Cajanus cajan (pigeon pea) is the source of this 987-nucleotide messenger RNA. RefSeq lists its product as uncharacterized. Gene Ontology annotation, molecular function: catalytic activity. The record is from RefSeq and is a predicted model, not a curated record. Lineage: Eukaryota; Viridiplantae; Streptophyta; Magnoliopsida; Fabales; Fabaceae.
AUGAGUAUAACAAGCUGGAAUUGCCGCGGAAUCGGGCACAAGCGUGCAAUUCCGAUAUUAUGGGACCUCACCCGCUCAUACAAGCCCGAUAUACUCUUUUUGAGUGAAACCAUGGUCAACUCCAAUAGAAUCAAAGAUUUGUGCCACAUCCUGAACUUCAACCACUGGUAUGUUGUGGAUAGGUCUGGUCGUGGAGGUGGGCUUGCUCUCCUAUGGAAAGAUACCUUCGACAUUACUAUCACCCAAGCCAAUCCUAAUUACAUCAACGUAAAUGUCAAAGAUCGUAACAACAUUCACUGGAGGCUCACAGGCUUUUAUGGCUAUCCCGAGAGACGUAAGAGGAAAGACUCUUGGGACCUGCUUAGACAUCUCGCCUCUCUCUCAAACCUCCCUUGGUGUAUCAUUGGAGACUUUAACGACUUACUGUCAUCCAAUGACAAAAAAGGUACGAACCCUCAUCCCUACUACCUGAUCCAGGGUUUUCGUCAAGCCACAAUGGAUUGUGGCUUAGAAGACCUUCCCCUUAUUGGUCAUCCAUUUACAUGGAUCAAAGGAAACCUCCCAAAUAACUUGGUUGAAGAGCGGCUGGACAGAGCGCUUGCUACUAAAGAUUGGCACCAUUUAUUUGCAAACUUCCUCCUAUCAAACGGUGUUGCUGGUAAAUCCGACCAUUCUCCUAUCACUCUCAAACUUCAAGCUAAUCUCUCUAACCCUCUGCAUAAGUACUUUCGCUUUGAGAACAUUUGGCUGGAAGACCCAGAUAUCGAGCGUGCUGUUAAAUACGGCUGGGGCUACCACAACAAAGAAGGUGUUGAGAACAAGAUCAACUCCUGUAAGAAAUACCUUCGUAUCUGGAGUAGACGGAAGCAUGUUAACUUGUGUAAAUCCAUUGACAUCCUUAAACUUGAGAUGGAAAAAUGCAGGAAUGCCCAAGGUACCACUGAGUGGGGCCUGUACUUUCAACUACAACACCAACUUAGCCACUAG